AUGUCGAUCUUAGUGACGGGAGGCGCGGGUUACGUGGGAUCUCACACAGUCAUCGCGUUGCUAGAAGAAAAAGAUGUUGAUAUAAUAGUUGUGGACAAUCUAAGCAACGCUUACAGAGGUGAUGGCGUUAAGAAACCCGAGCCGUUACGGAGGAUCGAGGAGAUGACGAACAAACAUAUACACUUCUAUGACGUCGAUAUUAGAGACAGAGAGGGGCUGGACAAGAUAUUUGAUAAUCACAAAAUAGAUUGUGUGAUUCACUUUGCUGCAUUAAAAGCUGUUGGGGAGUCAGUACAGAAACCGCUGGAAUACUACCAGGCUAAUAUUACUGGGACAUGCACCUUACUGGAGUCAAUGCGAGCCCACAAUGUGUACAAACUGGUGUACAGUUCAUCGUGUACAGUGUACGGAGAUCCACAGAGGCUACCCUUGGAUGAGAGUCAUCCUACUGGUUCAGGGAUCACCAACCCUUACGGAAAGACAAAAUACUUCUGUGAGGAGAUAAUGAAAGAUUUGUGCAACAGCGAUCAGAAUUGGAAGAUUGUAUCUCUACGUUACUUCAAUCCCGUGGGAGCUCAUAUCAGUGGCAGGAUAGGUGAAGAUCCCACCGGACCUCCCAACAACCUGAUGCCUUAUAUAUCACAGGUGGCCGUGGGUCGUCUCAAGGAGUUGCAGGUGUUUGGAGAUGAUUAUCCAACUGUUGACGGGACGGGUGUGAGGGACUAUGUACAUGUGAUGGACCUAGCUGAUGGACACUUGCGAGCAGCUAGACUAUUUGAUGACAAUAACUUCAGAGGAUUCCACGCUGUUAACCUGGGUACCGGUCAAGGUCAGUCUGUUCUUCAACUAGUGUCAUCCUUUGAGCGUGUGAGUGGAAAACAAGUGCCUUACCGUGUGGUAGGAAGACGAGCUGGUGAUGUCGCUGCUAAUUAUGCUGAUGUGACCUUAGCGAGGACACUCCUCGGAUGGAAAGCAACCAGGAACCUGGAACAGAUGUGUGAGGAUACUUGGAGGUGGCAGGAGAAGAACCCACAGGGGUAUAGACAAUGA
Danaus chrysippus (African queen) is the source of this 1050-nucleotide messenger RNA. The record is from the annotation of a GenBank genome assembly. Lineage: Eukaryota; Metazoa; Arthropoda; Insecta; Lepidoptera; Nymphalidae.